This is a messenger RNA of Linum tenue, 734 nucleotides long. Lineage: Eukaryota; Viridiplantae; Streptophyta; Magnoliopsida; Malpighiales; Linaceae. The record is from the annotation of a GenBank genome assembly.
GAUGACUUUAUCAGAUAGCCCACCCAUUAUUCUGUUUUCAGUGUCGACAUUCCAACACAUUCUCUGCCCCCAACACUUCGCAAAUCCUCCUAAACAGUUGAGAAAAAACUUUGGCCGAACGCUCCAGUUGAUUUCCUCCUCCUCCUCCGCCAACCAGUCAAUCAAUGGUGUUCAGCAUGACAUCUUGGGCGAAGAAGGAGAUCUCCAAACUUGUUGGAACCCCGAGACUACUAAUUACCCAGCCUCCUCAGCCUCAACCUCAACCUCAGGGUGAAAUUGUGGAAGUUGUGGUGGCAGCUGACUUGAGAUGCUCCAAGUGCAGAGACAGAGUGGCUGAUGCCAUUUCAACCAUGGAUUUCGUUGCAAUGGAGUCUGUUGAGGUGGAUGUAGGAAGAAAGGAAGUGACCCUUCUAGCUCACCACUCUGCUCUAUCGAGGAGGAACUGACAACAUUACUGGUUUUCUCAUUUUCACUGCUCAGCUAGUGUGCCUGAUGCUCUGUUUUCGGCAACAUUUUUUUGGUGUGAACAGAAACUAAUGACCGUUCCUCCCUAUUUAAGUUCGUGAUGAUCAAUUGUUUAAUUUCUUCUGUGGCGUAUCGGUGCAUGCCGUAGAGUGCUCAAUGUUGAUAACACCUAUCCUAUGAUGUAAAGAUUGUAUCGGGAAUUUUGUUGGACCGGUUUGGUAUUGAAUAUUGAUGGCAGUGAAAAUAACGGUUGAAUAAUCAGUUAGGUG